UAACAGUUAACAGCAGCAAAAUAUACUAAAUAAUGCCACACGCAAACAGAUGGCAAUGCGACUUUUGGACUUUCUGCGUCUAAUACUGUGGCAGUUUAAUUUUGUAUAAAAAACCAACAUGUUUGCUAACAACACCCGCAAUAUCGUACGCGGCAGCUUCUUGCAGCGUUGCAAGAGCACCUUGGUCGUGGCGGAGCACAACAAUGAGACACUAAACCCACUCACGCUGAACACCAUCACGGCGGCCAAGAAGAUCGGUGGUGACGUCACAGUUCUGGUAGCAGGCACAAAAUGUGGACCCGCCUCUGAAGCUGUGGCCAAGGUCGAGGGCGUUACUAAAGUUUUGGUUGCUGAGAAUGCCGCAUUCAAGGGCUUCACUCCAGAAUCCCUGACUCCCUUAGUCCUGGCUGCUCAAUCACAAUUUAAGUUUACGCACAUUUUGGCCGGCGCCUCAGCCUUUGGCAAGAAUGUGCUGCCACGUAUUGCCGCCAAGUUGGACGUGUCGCCUAUUUCUGAGAUUAUCGAUGUCAAGUCGGAGGAUACUUUUGUGCGCACCAUCUAUGCGGGCAAUGCCAUACUCACGCUUAAGUCAAAGGAUGCAGUGAAGGUUAUCACAGUGCGUGGCACGAAUUUCCCUCCAGCUGCCACUAGCGGAGGAAACGGUGCUGUGGAACAGGCACCAGCUGGCGACUAUGCCAGCAGUCUGUCCGAAUUCGUUUCGCAGGAACUGACCAAGUCAGAUCGCCCUGAACUAACGGGCGCCAAGGUCAUCAUCUCUGGAGGCCGUGGACUCAAGUCUGGUGACAACUUCAAACUGCUUUACGAUCUGGCUGACAAGUUUGGCGCUGCUGUUGGCGCCUCUCGUGCCGCUGUCGAUGCUGGCUAUGUGCCCAACGAUCUGCAGAUUGGACAGACUGGCAAAAUUGUGGCCCCUGAGUUAUACGUCGCUGUGGGCAUCUCUGGUGCCAUUCAACAUUUGGCUGGCAUGAAGGAUUCGAAGACGAUUGUAGCGAUCAACAAAGAUCCCGAGGCUCCUAUUUUCCAGGUGGCCGACAUUGGUCUCGUAGCGGAUCUGUUCAAGGCUGUGCCCGAGCUAACUGGCAAAUUGUAGAAAAGUGCCUAAUAGUUUAUAAAGCUAAUUGAUUCUAUCAAAUGUACUAUUUGAUGUGUUGCAUUUAUUUGAAACUAGUUUCUUAUCAACUGCCCGCUGUUCACCGGCUGUGCGUUGUCAUAAUUGUUUGCCUUUGCCUUUGUUGUUGUCUAAUAAAAACUCAGCCGAACGUCUGACUAUA
Messenger RNA from Drosophila hydei, 1292 nucleotides. It is a transcript of the gene wal, whose product is annotated as electron transfer flavoprotein subunit alpha, mitochondrial. The record is from RefSeq and is a predicted model, not a curated record. Lineage: Eukaryota; Metazoa; Arthropoda; Insecta; Diptera; Drosophilidae. Bases 119 to 1111 code for a protein of 330 amino acids. The transcript has 4 exons. Gene Ontology annotation, cellular component: mitochondrion. Gene Ontology annotation, molecular function: flavin adenine dinucleotide binding; electron transfer activity.